UCAGAGAUAGGCGGCUCGAGCUUUGCUCGCUGCGCAUGUGCGUUGCCAGGGGUAGCGCAGGUAGCCAAAGUACCCGCAGAGUGGAGCCUGUUGCUGAGGCGAGGAGGAGGGGCCGGAGGCGAGAGCGAAGCCGCGAUGAGAGCCGUGUUGACUUGGAGAGAUAAAGUUGAGCAGUGUAUAUACGACCUUGCAUUUAAGCCCGAUGGAACUCAACUGAUUUUGGCUGCAGGAAACAGAUUACUGGUUUAUGACACAUCUGAUGGCACCUUACUUCUGCCCCUCAAGGGACACAAAGACACUGUGUACUGUGUAGCAUAUGCGAAGGAUGGUCAGCGCUUUGCUUCUGGAUCAGCUGACAAAAGUGUUAUUAUCUGGACAUCAAAACUGGAAGGCAUUCUGAAGUACACGUCUUGCUCUGAACUCUUGAAUUCUGGUCUGUCUCCAGUGCCGCUGAAGAGUAUCUCUGUGAGCUUGUCCAUUAAUGAGUUUGUGGCUGGUGUGUCUGCAACCCUCAACUAUGAGAAUGAGCAGGAAGUUCCUUUGGAGGCUGCCUUUAUAUUCCCCAUGGAUGAAGACUCUGCUGUCUACAGCUUUGAAGCCUUGGUGGAUGGGAAGACAAUUGUAGCAGAAUUACAGGACAAGAUCAAGGCCCACACAAUCUAUGAAAAUGCCAUCUCCCAGGGGCACCAGGCCUUCUUAUUGGAGGAGGACGUGAGCUCCAAGGAUGUCUUCUCUUGCAAUGUGGGGAACCUCCAACCUGGGGUGAAGGUGGCACUCACCCUGAGGUACGUGCAGGAGCUGUCCCUGGAAGCAGAUGGUGCCCUGCGCUUCGUUCUGCCAACUGUCCUGAAUCCCAGAUACCAGCUCCCUGGAUGUUCUCAGGACAGUUGCCUUAAUAGGAAGACUCCUAUAGUCCCUUUGGAGGACCUGCCCUACACACUCAGUAUGGUCGCCACCAUCACUUCCCAGCAUGGCAUUGAGAAAGUCCAAUCCAACUGCCCCUUGAGUCCUACUGAGUACCUUGGCGAUGAUAAGACUUCUGCUCAGGUUUCCCUGGCUGACGGACACAAGUAUGAUCGGGACGUGGAACUCCUGAUUUACUACAGUGAGGUGCAUACCCCCAGUGUAGCAGUGGAGAUGGGGAUGCCUGAAAUGAAGCCAGGGUGUUUGUUGGCAGAUCCAUUUGCAAUGGUGAGUUUCUAUCCAAAUAUCCCAGAAGCCCAGCCACCAAAUACCUGUGGAGAAUUUAUCUUCCUCAUGGACCGCUCAGGAAGUAUGGAGAGCUUCUUGAGUACCCAGAGUAAAUCUCAGCCACGUAUAGAGGCCGCCAAGGAAACGCUGAUUUUGCUGCUGAAGAGUUUACCUGUAGGCUGUUAUUUCAACAUCUAUGGAUUUGGCUCUACCUAUGAGGCAUUCUUUCCGGAAAGUGUGGAGUACACUCAGCAAACAAUGGAGGAGGCACUGGGGAGAGUGAAGCAUAUUCGGGCAGACCUAGGGGGCACUGAAAUCUUGGCACCACUCCAGAACAUUUACAGGGCACCCUCCAUCCCAGGCCACCCCCUACAGCUUUUUAUCUUCACAGAUGGAGAAGUUAGUGACACAUUCACUGUAAUUAAAGAAGUUGAAAUCAACAGGCAGAAACACAGGUAGGAAGACAAUGUGAUUUCCGGGUGACUGGAUCCACGUAGUGCCACAUGUCAUCUAGUGUUACAUGAUACCAGUGUUGAUAUUCCUUGCAGAGGACAGAAUGGUUCCAGAAUUUUAGUUUUAUCAGCUGACAACUUAUUACUCUCUACUAAAAUUAAAAGUAAUUUUCCAAAUAACAUCAACACAGGAAAAUCAUUGUCCCUUAUUCUUUCUAAACCACAAUGGAACAAGAAUGGAAUAGUAAGAUGUUAAUAUUUUUUCUUACUAGAAACAGUUGUAUCAGAGUAAUACAUAGGAUACCAUACAGAUCAUCUGUAUACAGCUAGAUGAAUUACCACAGUGAAUGCACUUGUGUAAUCACCACACAGAUCCAAAACUAGAAGGCAACGAAGACCUCUCCACAUCUAGCCUUUUACAUCAUGCCCUGUUACUGUCACUACAGACACAGAGCUCUCCUUUCCUGUAACACCAUAGCUGUUUGUGCUUGUUUUUGAAUGAAAAUAAGUGAGUUAUCCAGUA
This is a messenger RNA of Lemur catta (Ring-tailed lemur), 2166 nucleotides long. It is a transcript of the gene VWA5A, whose product is annotated as von Willebrand factor A domain containing 5A. The transcript is spliced from 12 exons. Lineage: Eukaryota; Metazoa; Chordata; Mammalia; Primates; Lemuridae. The record is from RefSeq and is a predicted model, not a curated record. Gene Ontology annotation, molecular function: protein binding. Bases 136 to 1650 code for a protein of 504 amino acids.